AUGCCAGUCCCUAAUUCUACUGUUCCAUCUGUUAAUAAUCCUGGUCUAGCAGUAUCACAACCAAACGGGAGGGACCUGCCAAACAACGAAGUAGCAGCACAGGAAAGUGUGUUCCCUUCCAUGGCUAGUUUCCUCGGUAACAAUAACUUUUUUGGCUCUGAAAACAAUGCAGAUAGCCAACAGGACAAUGAACCUAUGGAGAGUGCCUUAUCUACCAGCAUUAAUGACUUUGACUUUAAGCUAUACAAAUGUAGGAAAUUGCAACUUGAAGUUGCAUAUUUACAAGAAUGUAUAGACAAAAAAAUAAUACCUAAAGGGUUGUGUCAGUGGCGCUACCCAAUGGGAUUGGUGGAAGACUCCCUCUUUCAUAGAGAACUUUUGGCACUAUUUGAUAGACAGGGUUUUGAGUUUUUGGGGGCUCUGAUCAACUUUUAUAAAAUGGAAAUUGGUGACUUGAAGGCCAAAUUGGAGAUUUUAGAACAUUUUAUUAAAAAUCACAACGAGUUUCCAAGACACAAGUAUGAAUAUGCUCGGAUUUUUACGAGCAUAGAGGCCACAAUGACCAAGUUGCUAGCAACAAAAAAGAAAAAAAUAGCUCGAGAUGUACAUGAUUAUUCAAAUAACAAAGCAUAUCCUAGAACCCCUUUUAACAUUCCCACUAUCUCAAAUGUUUCCAACCAGUCUCCUGAGGUGAACAAUAUUAAUAGUCCUGAAACAUCGGAUAACUACAUUAAUGGAGACUCUUUGUCUGGCGAGGUACAAACACAACCUCUGAGACGUAGUGAAAGGCUUAACAACAACAAUGCCUCUAGGAAUGACAAUACAGCUUUUAAUAGCAAUCAAUACAGAGGUUUAAAUAAUAAUAACAACACUGACGUGACAGCUACAUCGAACCAGCAGGGUUUUCACAGGAACCCCAAUGGGCAACAGAACAACCGCCAAUCGAACAGGAAACAACCUCUACCAUGA
Molecule: messenger RNA, 969 nt
Organism: Protopterus annectens (West African lungfish)
Lineage: Eukaryota; Metazoa; Chordata; Ceratodontiformes; Protopteridae
Exons: 1
Coding region: 1-969 (322 amino acids)
Source: RefSeq, a predicted model, not a curated record